AAUUUUUAUCUUCUACCAUGCAGGAAAUGAACACAUUGUACAGGUUUUGGUCAUAUUUCCUUAGAAACAUCUUUGUCCCCUCUAUGUACAAUGAAUUCCGGAAAUUGGCAAUGGAAGAUGCAACUGCUAAUUAUAAUUAUGGAGUAGAAUGCCUUUUCAGGUUCUAUAGUUAUGGAUUGGAGAAGGAAUUCAGAGAGGACCUCUACCAGGACUUUGAGCAGCUGACCCUUGAUUUCUACAGUAAAGGAAAUCUUUAUGGCCUUGAAAAAUAUUGGUAACUAUACAUGUUCAUUGAAUGUGCUUUUUGUUUUUGAUUGCC
Molecule: messenger RNA, 319 nt
Organism: Camellia sinensis
Lineage: Eukaryota; Viridiplantae; Streptophyta; Magnoliopsida; Ericales; Theaceae
Source: RefSeq, a predicted model, not a curated record